Meleagris gallopavo (turkey) is the source of this 2003-nucleotide messenger RNA. NCBI's taxonomy places the organism in Eukaryota, Metazoa, Chordata, Aves, Galliformes, Phasianidae. The record is from RefSeq and is a predicted model, not a curated record.
UGAACCUUGGAGCUGGGCAAAGGUAGGAGAAGCUGGGUGUAGCCACACGCUUCCUGCAGCUCAGCUUCUUCCUGCAUAAUCUUCCUGAAAGUCUUCCCCAUCCUUAUUCCAAAUCUUCUUCCUCAUCUUCUCCAAUUCCUUCACCAUCUCCUUCCCCAAAUUCCUCCCUCUAUCCCCCACCCAAUCUUCUCCCCCCCACAUCCUUUUCCAGUCUUCUUCUCUCAUCUCUUACCCAUUUAUUACUCAUCUUCUUCCCCAUCUCCUCCAUCAUCUCCUUCUCACUCUCCCUCCUCUCUUUCCUUUCCCCAACUCCUUCCCACCUCCCCUUCUCCAGCACAGAUGUGCUUCCUAUCAGGCUGCAACCACCCCAGUUUUGCCUUCCAAUGGAGGACCCUCCUGGCUCAUCUCGUGGCUCUGCACCUCCUCCAUCUGGGAUCAGCCCAGCUCACGGUGGUGGCACCGAGUCUCCGGGUCACUGCCAUCGUGGGACAGGACGUCGUGCUGCGCUGCUACUUGUCCCCUUGCAAGGAUGCUGGGAGCUCAGACAUCAGAUGGAUCCAGCACCAGUCCUCUGGCCUUGUGCACCACUACCAAAAUGGAGUGGAUCUGGAGCAGAUGGAGGAGUAUAAAGGGAGGACAGAACUGCUCAGGAAUGGUCUCUCUGAUGGAAACCUGGAUCUGCGCAUCACUGCUGUGAGAUCCUCUGAUAGUGGCUCCUACAGCUGUGCUGUGGAAGAUGGUGAUGGCUAUGCAGAAGCUGUGGUGAACCUGGAGGUGUCAGAUCCUUUUUCCCAAAUCAUCCAUCCCUGGAAGGUGGCUCUGGCUAUGGUCAUCACACUUCAGCUUGGGUCAUUUGUCAUCAUAGCUUUUCUCUAUAGAAAGCAAGCGGCACAGCGCAGAGAGCUGGCGAGAAAAGAUGCAGAGCUGGCACAACAAGCUGAAAUACUGGAGAGAAAAGAUGCAGAGCUGGGGCAACAAGCUGAAAUACUGAAGCAACAAGCUGCAGAACUGGUGCACCAAACUGAAAAAGUGGAGAAUUGGAAAUCACUGUUGAACAAACACACUGAUGAGAUGGAUUUAAGUGCUGCAAAUCUGAAGAAACAAGCUGAAAGGCUGGUGGAACAAACUGAAGCACUGGCAGAAAAAAAUGAGGCAUUGGACAAACAGAAUUCACAGCUGAAGAAGGACUAUGAAGAGAUGGAUUCAAGUGCUGCAGAGCUGAAAAUACUGGCUACAAAAUUGGACUUAUACUGUGAAAAGAUGGGGAUAAGGGAUGCAGAACUGAAGAAACUAGCUGAAAGGCUGGUGGAACAAACUCAAGCACUGGCGGAAAGAAGUGAAGCAGUGGAAAAACAGAAUUCACAGUUGAAGAAAGACUGUGAAGACAUGGAUUUAAGUGCUGCAGAUCUGAAGACUCUUGCUGCAAAACUGGAUUCAAGUGCUGCAGAUCUGAAGAAACAAAUUGGAAAAUUGGUGGGAAGAACUGAAGAAUUGAAGAAACAGAAUUCACAGUUAGACAUAGAUUUCAGCGCUGAAAAUCUGAAGAAACUAAGUGAAAAACUGGAUUCAAGUGCUGCAGAUCUGAAGGAACAAGUUGCAAAACUGGUGAAACAAAUUGAAGAAAUGGAGAAAGAGAAUUCAGAGCUGAAGGAACGCUGUGAGAAGAUGGGUUUACAUGCUGCAGAUCUGAACAUACAUUAUGAAGAGUCAGUAGAACAAACAAAACAAGUGGAAGAACACAGCGCAGGAAUAUAUUCACAUGGUGCAGAUCUGACAGAAAAACAAGCUGCAGAACCAGGGGAACAAACUGAAGAAGAGGAGACACCGAAAUCACUGCUGAAAGAACACAGCACAGGAAUACAUUCACGUGGUGCAGAUCUGACCAAGGAGCUAGGUGCAGAAUCGGGUGAGUCACCCCUCACAAAUAAAAUAGAAAUCCCCUCUGACCAUGCACUUAUUUUAUCUAUCUUUUCCUUUUCCAGACAUACAUUAUGAAGAGUCAG